Messenger RNA from Colius striatus (speckled mousebird), 5352 nucleotides. It is a transcript of the gene URB2, whose product is annotated as URB2 ribosome biogenesis homolog. Lineage: Eukaryota; Metazoa; Chordata; Aves; Coliiformes; Coliidae. Gene Ontology annotation, cellular component: nucleolus. The transcript has 10 exons. The record is from RefSeq and is a predicted model, not a curated record. Bases 276 to 4802 code for a protein of 1508 amino acids. Gene Ontology annotation, biological process: ribosome biogenesis.
CUCAAAGACUUCUUGGGAAGACAAACUCAAACUCGCCCAUUUUGCGUGGAUUUCUCACCAGUGCGUUUUUCCUAAUAAGGAGCAAUCUUCUCCAGGCUAAACAGGCCCACGUCCCGCAGCCGUUCCUCAUCAGAGAGAUGUUCCAGUCCCCUGAUCAUCUUGAUGGCCCUGCACUGGACUCCCUCUAGAAGUUUCUUAUACAGGACGCUCUAAAGUCCUGAUGCUUUUGGGCAUACUUGAGAACAACAACUUGAGGGUGGGAGGACCAACUGUAGAUGCAUACUUGCAAAGAGUGCACUGUGGAUUCGUGGACUUCUUGGAAGGUAUUACUUGAUUGGGUAAGCCAUACAUUGGUUUCAUGCUGCAAUAAGAGACUUGAACUGGAGGAUGAAGUUGUGGAGAAGCUUUGGGCGUAUCUAAACAGCAUUAUACAUAGCAGAAGACUACAGAAUCUCUUAAAGAAUGGGAAGACAAUCGGCCUCAGUUUUUCAAUUGCACAGGUGAUAAAUCAAAGGUUAUCAGAGGCCUGUUCUCAAAAAGCACAGCGAAAUAUUGGCACAGUGCUAAGUUGCUCCAGUGGCAUCCUUUCUACUCCUUCUCUCUCCAUCAUUUAUACAGCAAAGUGUGAGCUUUUGGUUGAUCUCCUCAGCAAGCUGUCCAAGCUGGCAUGUCAGCAGCUGGCUUCUGAAGAUGCAGUGGGUUCCCAGUUGUUCAGUGUCCUCCAGCUUACCUUUGCUCAGUACCUUCUGAUCCAGAGGCAGCAAACCAACCCAAAUCGUGUGUUUGGGCAAGUAACGAGUCACUUGCUCCAGCCUUGUCUGCUCCUGAGGCACUUGCUGACUGUGAGAAGCUGGACACAAGCAGAUGACAACCAUGUGCAUCAGCACCUGAGCAAGGAAAUCCGAAACCAAAUAGAGACUUUGCUGCAGGCUGGGUUAUUCCAACCGGAGCUUUUCUCGUCCUACAAAGAGGAGCUGCUGCCAGAACAGGAACACCAGGAAAAGAAGAAAGGAACUUUGAAAAGUCUUUUGCUACCAGUCAACACGGUGCAGACCAAGCUGGGCAGUGGCUUUUGUGAACCUGCCCUCCAUGGAGCCGUUGUGGCUAGUUCGGUGUCCCUGCUCUAUAAGCUCUUUGUGGACUCUUACUGUAAGGCAGAAAACUACCUUGUGUGUUUCCACAUGUUCCACAGGCUUUUUGGCCAGCUCAGGCUCUCUGGCCUACUGCAGGAUGUGAGGGAGGACACACUCUCCCCUGCAGACUGGAGCAUGGAGCUGCUUGCUUUGGAACAGCUCCUGAACCUGGUGCUUAGCAGUGAUAUCUAUAACGUCGCCAGUGACCGCAUCCGGCACAAGGAGGUGCAGUUUGGGUUUUAUCGCCAGCUGGCACAGAUGUUGAUGAAGCACUCCCAAGCUUCCAUCCCUGCUUGGUUCAGGUGUCUCAAACUCUUGAUGUCAUUAAACCACCUGAUAGUAGAUGCAGACCUGGAUGACUUAGUGGCCUCGGCCUGGGUUGAUGCCAGGGCCUCCGAGCUGCGUACGAGGAAGCCUCAGGAGGCUCUCAUCAGCACCCUGUUUCAGACUUACUCCAAGCUGCGACAGUUCCCACGGCUCUUUGAGCAGGUGCUGACAGUCAUUUGCUGGCCAGCUGCUGAUGAGCUGAGGCUGCCUGUCUUCUCUGCUGGCCUGACAGUAAAGCUUCGCGAGUGCCUCCUUGAGCUGCCACCCAACCAGAUUCUGGACAUUCUGUGUCUCUCUGUGGAGAAGUGCCAGACUCUUAUCAUUCCUGCUGUUGAAGGGUCAGGUGACAUGGCCUUGAAGCUCCUGUCAGUGAGCUCAGUGCUGCACGCUUUUCUCUUCAACAUGAGGAGCCUAGAUGAUGCCACUCCUUCCCCUGUGGUCCUUCGCACUCAGAGUCUGUUAGCAAAGAUGCAGAAGGGAAUAAUUCAGCCACUGAUGGAGAUGCUGCAGGCUCCUAGAAGAGAGGAAGAGAAGUCAGACCUUUGGCUAAGAAAGGCCUGUGACUCUGCUCUUCUCCUUGCUUACACUUGGGUUGAGGUAGACACUUUGUUUGGCUUUAGCUGCAGUAAAUACGUGUCUCCAGCAGCUGAAGUUGUUUGUGCUGUUACUCCAUGUGCUGUGAGGCACUGGGGCAUUUCAGCUUUCCUCCCUGCUGUGGAGGAGCAGUGUUGGGAGAGGGUCACAGACCUUGCAAAUAGUUUUGCCUCCACUAGUAAAUACUGCUUAGAACUGCUCACACUUCAGAAAAUGAAGAUGAUCUUAAUGCAGACCCCAGCUGACCUACAGGCAUUGCAGCGUGCUGCAGCUUUUAUCCUGGAGUCUGGGAGAUCCAGCAUGAGCAGAGGAGAAUCAGAACCAUGGGAUGGAGAUAUCAGCACAAUAAGUGAUCUUACUUACCCCACGGCACACUGGCACCUUGUCAUCUCCAACCUGACCAUCCUGUUGCCAUAUAUUUCCCUGAAAGAUGUAGAGUACAUUGCAAAUUUGCUUCUAGAGACAUUAGUAUUGGCCAAAGCUCAGGAACCUGCCUCAGACCAGGAGCCUUCCAUCAGCAUUGGGAAGAUAUCUCUCGGUUUGAUGCAUAGCUCCUUUCUUCCCGAAAUGAAGGUCCUGCAUUGUGCUUUUCUGACCAGUCUUAUUCAUCAGUUCGCUGGGGUGCUGCCUACUGCUGCCGGGGAUCCAGUAGAUCUGCCACUUCAGCAGCUGACUGCAGGUAAUAUCCCUUGGCAUGAAGAAGUCCUCGCUUCUUGCAGAGCUGUUGACCCAUUGGAAGCAACAUCGGAAAACAAACUGCUGAAGGAUGAGCUCAGCUUGUCGUGGAAAACACUGCAGAAAGUUGCCCAGUGUAUAGUGUUGUUAGCAAAAAACGACUGCCCCAUUGUCCUGAAAGAAAGUCAUCUAGAAAGCUGUUUGGCUUUACUAGAAAUUGCUUCUCUCCUGAAGCUAGACAGUUUUCUUCCUGCUGACUGUACCCGGUGUUCUCUGGUCCUGCUGUCCCUGCUAGUCAAUACCAGGGCUAGUGUCUCUUGUAGCAAGCUGUUACUGAUGAAGUUUCUAAGUACCUGCUUCCACCUCCUGAGGUGCUUGCAAGCCGGCAGGAAUGCCAGCUCUGUUUUUAAGGUGUUUCAUGCCAGCGAUGUUCUUGAGGCUGUCAUGACCUCCCAACUUAAAACUUGCAAAUUCUUCACUAAUGUCUUGACUGUUCCUGUUUGGGCACAGUAUCUCCAAGAGGUUCAAGAUUUUUUUGAAAGCUUUCUUCAGAUGGUUAUUGAAAGGAGGCAAAGUGUGAAGCUCAACUUUGAAAAGUUCAUGUCUUUCCUGAUGAGCUGUAAGCCAGAUGUCAGUGCAGGCGAAAGGAAAGGCUGGAAUCCCGCAGCUGGACAGUUACUGCUCAUGGUAUUCACCACCCUGUGUCAUGUCGUCACCCUCUACCUUCAGCAGCUGCCAGAAAAGAAGCUGCAGUCUCUGGACGUACUCUCUGCUCUGUUGGAGGCAGUAGUUGUGCAGAUGGUCAGAACUGUUGAACAUGGCCUGCAGAUUAACACCCGAAACCAGCCUUUGCCUGUAGCAUUCAUCCCAUCUGUAACUACUCUUCUUAAAGCAGAUCUGAGCCACGCUGUCAAGAAGGAGCGCUGUGGGUUUUUGGAGCAACCCCGUGUUAAACUGUACCAAAAGUUUUACUCUCAGAUCCUGAAAGAGCUGCCCUGUGCGGGAAGUAACCUGCAGUUCCUUCAGCUGGCCUUGCAGUUCCUCGCGGUCUUCUGCUCAGUGCCAGAGAUGUAUCCUGAAAAAGAAACUGCUGUCGUGGUUGUUCUUGCCAUAAAAAGGCUGCUCGCUGGUCCUGCAAUCACAAUGCAGGUGAUCCAAAGUGUGGAGAUGGAGCUGACAGAGGUGUUUGUCCAGCUACUGGGAAACUGUUCUGCGGAGGAGUUUUAUACCAUAAUGAGGCUGGUGCUGCAGGGACUUGAAAUGAAGAAUGUUUGGCAACAGAAGGCUAAAGAAGUAUUGUCAGCUGUUACACUAACCAAAUUGUUGCUCAGCUGCCCAUUAAGUGGAGACAAAGAGAAAGCUUUCUGGUUUGCCAGCCCACAGAUUGUCACAGCUUUGGCCAUGCAAACCAAAGAGGCCUGUCGGGACCCAUCACUGAUUUCCACCAUAGUUGUACCUAUUCUAGAAACUGUAGCAGCUCUACUAAGGCAAGGAGAAGGGGUUCUCUUGAAUCCACAUCAUGUGUCAUUGGCAUUCAGCAUUCUUCUCACAGUCCCUCUGGAUCAUCUGAAGACAGAAGACUAUCACAGUGUAUUCCUGGGGGUCCACGAAGUGCUCUUCUCUAUUGUGCAGUGUCAUGCGAAGGUGCUGUUGAAAGCAGCACCAUCUUUUCUGAACAGUUUCCAUCGUCUGGUUGUUUCUGUCAUGCAUGAAGGACGUCAGAAAGGAGACAGAGGCAACACAGAUGAGUUUGAAGUUAUACUGAAGUGUGCACACUUGGUGGAACGGAUGUAUACUCAUAUUGCUGCAGAAAUGGAAGACUUCACUGUGUUUUCUGCUUUCAUUGUGGCUCAGUAUGUGACUGAAUUGCAGAAGGUGACUUUGCACCCGUCUGUGAAGAAACAUCUCACAGAAGGGAUAUAUCACAUCCUUGACCUUUGCAUUGAACGGGACAUCAAGUUCUUAAAUGCAUCGUUACCAACAGGUGUAAGGGAGGUCUUUAAGGAUCUGUAUAAUGAUUACAACCACUACCACAAAGCAAAAAAACAUGGGGAGGAAAAGUAUACUGCAUGAUGAAUUCUGUCUAGUGCUGCAUAAUCAGUUAUGAAUUGAUGUUGCAGUGCUUAGAAAAUCCUCAGCUGCUGUUUGGUUUGGGACGACUAGCAAGAUCAAAUCUGAAGAGGGUCCUCUAAACCUGGAUUGCAUCUGUCUUUUUACAACCAGCCUUAAUGAAUGGGAAAAGGGGAGUGGGGAGGGAGGGAUGUGCUGUUAGGUCUGGUCCUGCUGUGUGCCACCAAUGGCAGAACUGCUACGCCUGUGCUGGCCCUGGCAGAUUCGCUUUGAGCCUUGGGGAGUUUGCUGUAGUCUGGCAGCAGAUGUUGGGCUUCAGGCUUUGGCAUAUCAUGGUGCUUUUCUGUGGAUGCAAUAGUCUGGUGUAAAAACCAGUGAGGGUUGUAACUCCUGCUCUCGCUUACAUGGUAAGCAGAAUGAAAGCAGAUAAAGUGCUUAGUUUUGUACUCUCUUAUUUUACAUUUGUUACUGAAGCAAUUUGUGAAUGUUACACAGCUGCACAGUAAGUAACUGUGCAGAACUGUGGAAAUAUAGUAAAAAAAUUGAAAGUUUG